Messenger RNA from Perkinsus marinus ATCC 50983, 1128 nucleotides. Its product is annotated as Tristetraproline, putative. Gene Ontology annotation, molecular function: metal ion binding. The record is from RefSeq and is a predicted model, not a curated record. The transcript is spliced from 5 exons. The coding region runs from base 25 to 666 and encodes 213 amino acids. Lineage: Eukaryota; Perkinsozoa; Perkinsida; Perkinsidae.
AGCCUCUUCCAUAAUUCCUUCCUGAUGUGCCGUGCCUGCGCCCGCUCCCAACAGCUCCGUCUCCAGCUCGACCGAGGGGUACCAACGGUCUCGACUAAGGGCAGUAGAAGUGGGUCGAUAGCCUCUGAUUGUUCUUCAGUGGUGUCCAGUACUAAGGCGUCACCUACUGAUUCCUCGACGGCGCCAUCAACCCCGUGUUCGGUCGAAGCUCCACCGAUGAAGGUUUCUGUGGGCUCCUCCCCUACUACUACCAUCCCUAGCACCACGAGGCCUCUCUGCGCGUAUUUCAAGAACGACAGAUGCCGCAUGGGAAAUGCAUGCCGAUUUGCGCACUCAUUGAAAGAGCACAAGAACCCGAGGUUGAUUUUGAUGAGGAGAUUUCCCCAAUGCCAGCAGUCUGUCGGCCAGAGUCCCUAUGUGGCCCAGCCGACGGUUGUGCCCAAUCCAUGUUACGCUUAUGUGGCUCCCCCUGUACAGCAACCUUAUGAAGGACCAGCCUUUUCUGUAGCCAGCCCCAAUGGGCCUAUGGCCGUGCCGCCGCCACCACAGAUGUAUUAUUACUACCAACCGGCCGCUCAGGCAGCGCCUCCUAUGUAUUACGCGCCAGUUAUGGUACAGAAGUCCCCCGAGGGCCCUUCGGUGGCCCCUGUAGUCGAGAAUCAUUAAUAUUAUGACUUUCUUGGGGGAGUUUGUCAUGCCCUCGUUCCCCUAGGGUGUAUAAGCGUUCCCUUAGCGAGUUAGUACAAUUCCUCGUGCCUGGUGGUGGACCUGCCACCUCGAGGCAGAUGUGAAACGCUCUUAUUUGCAGAGCAUUCUCGCUGCUACACUAUUUAUGCUACUUGGCGACCUCUGGUAAGACUCCCCUUCUCUGGUUGUUCCUUCCCUACUGAUCGUCGUUCACUACUGAUUCUCGUAAUUGUUGUUUUGACGUAUAAUUCUUCCCUCCCUAUUCUGGACGUUAUAUAGAGUGUGCUCUUUGUGUCGGAUUGUUUGUAAUUCUUCAUCACACUGUGUGUCGUACUAUUCUUACUGAUGUUCCUACUACAAGUCCAGGUAGCUCCUCGAGCAAGGCAUUGCCUAUCACAUCGCGGUUCCGUCUUCCGUGAUGGUGUACGGUUGUGUAGGAAA